CCAAACUCUAUAUACAAAGUAUUUCUUAUCUCCCUUCCUCAAUGAAUAAAUCGCCUCCAGCGGUAAAUGGAUCAUGAGAUGAGCUUGAUCCGCCUUUAUCCGCGCCUUGUGGGUAGGCGAGGCGUUUGGGCCGCGCCUCACGCUUAGGCCCGCUUUUGCGGCGCCUUUUGAGGCCUUUUAGAGCACUGGUUAUAAGUAAUAUGGUAUUAUAUUGCUUCAGGCAAGUAAUGAAGCAACAGAUCUUGGUAGACCUGCAAGUGUGAAGAGGCCCGCAAGUGUGGCUUUCUCUCAAAUUACCAACACUACAGAAAUGAACCCACCUGCAAGUGAAAGGGAAAAUAUUGAUAGGAGUAAGUCUAAACUUCCAUGUAGAAGAACAGGCAGCUCAAAAGGUAACCAACCAGUCUCAGGUUUUGGAUGCUAUGUUGAUGUAAACACUGGUGCAAAGAUUGUAAAUCCCGGGAUGACUAGUGAGCAAGUAGUUUGUCAAAUGCAGCCUCCACUCGGACAUGACCCUGAUGUUAGUGUGAGAUUUGCUAUUCCAAAUGAGAGGGAAAUUCGAGCUACAGGCAGGGUUGUUGAUAAGCAGGUUGAUGUCCCAGCAUAUAGGACCAUUUCUUUCAAGGGUGAUGGAGCCAAUGUUAUAAAUCCAACCAACUUGCCCUUUCAGCCACCCGGUUUGCAAUGGAAUGGGAAGAAAGCUGUCACCGCACGCCAUUUGUUAAAGAAGUUGCAGAAGAAGAAGGGUUCAUCUUCCCAGACUACAUGAUAUUUAUUAAAGAUGCAAAGAAGGAGAUGUUUUGUAAUUAAUCAUUUUUUGGAACAUAUAAAUGCUGGCCUGUUUUUUUGCUAUAGUAGUAGGUGGCAGCAUUAAGUUAGGGGUUGUACAUUACCAUGUUACUGUCAACUAUUGUACUUGUGUCAACAUGACCAAGUCAUAUGCUUUUUUGGAAGGGAGAAGAGCC
Molecule: messenger RNA, 965 nt
Organism: Cuscuta epithymum
Lineage: Eukaryota; Viridiplantae; Streptophyta; Magnoliopsida; Solanales; Convolvulaceae
Source: the annotation of a GenBank genome assembly